ACAUUUUGUUGUAUUCAGGGGUCGUAAAAUACCACUCCUGGUUUUAUACUCACUAUGGCCAACUCACUCAGACAGCCAAUCGAGGAGGCUGCUUCUCGUCUUCUAGGCAAUACUCGCCACACGGUAUUGGAGUCGUCGACAUGGUUGGCUGAAUUGGCCGGUGAAGGCACCGUUGUCAAUUUGAAACUUGAGAAUCAGCAAGUAUCGGGUUCCUUCAAAGCCCGCGGUGCCUUUAACAAAAUGUCGAUGGUCGUGUCCGAGUGUCCGUCGUGUAGACCUGUGUUGGCGUCGACGGGGAAUCAUGCACUGGCCUGCAGUUGGGCAGCUGGUCGGCUGAAUGUCAACUGCGAUGUCCAUGUGCCGCAGACGGUGUCCGAAGCCAAGCUUCUUGCUCUGCAGCAUGAGACGAAUCUCACUGUUUGCCUGAGUGGCACAGACUGUAUUGACGCAGAGAGUGCGGCAAGGAGAGCUGCCAAGGAAAACGGUCAGCCAUACGUGUCUCCAUACAAUGAUAUUGACGUAGUAUGCGGUCAAGGAACAAUCGGGAAAGAGAUUCUCGAGGACAUGCCCAAUGUUGAUGUGAUACUCGUGUCUGUCGGCGGCGGUGGAUUGAUUGCCGGCAUCAGUGCUUACGUGAAGGAAGUGAAGCCAUCUGUGAAGGUUAUCGGCUGCCAACCAGCUGCAUCACAAGUCAUGGCUCAGAGCAUUGCCGUCGGGGAGAUUAGGGAAUUCCCCCAGUCGGACACUCUCUCUGAUGGAACGGCUGGUGGCAUCGAAGAAGGAUCGGUGACGUUUGGCCUGUGUAAGCGGCACGUUGACGAGUGGAUAAUGGUGUCCGAAGAGACAAUCGCAAAGUCGGUCCGUUUCAUGGUGGAGUACCACCAGCAGAUUGUGGAAGGUGCUGCCGGGGUGGCUCUGGGCGCCUUUAUUGACCAGCCGCAGCGGUUCGCCGGCCAGAAUGUGGCAAUUGUCAUCUGUGGUGGUCGCAUUGGAAUAGAUGUGCUGCGAAAGAUUUUAGCUUGAUAGUGUCCGGGACAAGGGAAGGUACAGAGCAGCUGGCUUUCGAAUGACAAUGACAUUGCACUACCAUGACGAAGGUUUAAAUCACAGUCGGCCCUUGCUUCCGUCAGUUCUUGCCUGUUCUAUUGUAACAACGCAUCGGUGAACUGAUUAGUGAACUUCACUAGAAAUAGUGCAGCAGAAGUGAGAUGAAGCAUUGAACUGUUUCCCUUCCUUGCCUGUGGAGCUGUCACUAUUUUGUGGUAGUGUGAUCAGGCAGCAAGAUCUUGUGCCCGUCCUGGUUCUAUUUCAUCGAUGCAGUUUACCUCUGACAUCAACUUAAGUCUUAGAUGUAACGUUACUUUCUUUUCCAUCCCAUCACUGUAUGCCAGCAUACUUCAUCACAACGUUUGGCGUGUUACCGAUAGUUCUACACCACGUACCAGUUGGUGUUCAGGUCAUGCAGCAUUAUUUCCUAGCAAAUCAGGCAGGUACUUUCCGGCUCAGUGAAGGACUGACUGCACCUUGCUCGAACGGCCAACUCUGCUGAAUGCUGUCGCACUCAUACUGAGUCAUAGCCAUGAUGGCCAUGUGGUUGAUUACGUGUUGGCUGACAGAUGCACUGCUGUAUAUGGUAGUGGCUUUUUGUAGUAUGUAGCUCAUGCUUUUCAGUACUAGUCCCCCCUCCCCCCUCCUUUUUUUAAUUCAACUUGGCGGGUCCAAGCCAAUGUAACAAGUAGUCAUUCACAUCAGGUAUUCUAAAAUACAGAGUGUUUGGUAGAUCUUUCAGUAUUGUGUUGUUGUGGCUCAUCUCUUUGAAGCUCUCACUCCAGCUUGCACUACAUCUGCAGUGUUCGUUUAUACUCAUUUAUUCGAAAGCCUAGCAAAUCGCUUUAUUUGAUAAUUGAUGAUGAAACAUGAUAACUUGUUAUGACUUGUGGCCAGGAGCUUGAGUAGGCUUUUCGCAUGUAUAGCUAUACUGAUAAUCCACCACCAGCUUGGGAUG
This is a messenger RNA of Sycon ciliatum, 2005 nucleotides long. RefSeq names its product L-threonine ammonia-lyase-like. Gene Ontology annotation, biological process: L-threonine catabolic process; L-serine catabolic process. The record is from RefSeq and is a predicted model, not a curated record. NCBI's taxonomy places the organism in Eukaryota, Metazoa, Porifera, Calcarea, Leucosolenida, Sycettidae. Bases 55 to 1023 code for a protein of 322 amino acids. Gene Ontology annotation, molecular function: L-serine ammonia-lyase activity; threonine deaminase activity; pyridoxal phosphate binding. The transcript has 8 exons.